Molecule: messenger RNA, 570 nt
Organism: Blumeria graminis f. sp. triticale
Lineage: Eukaryota; Fungi; Ascomycota; Leotiomycetes; Helotiales; Erysiphaceae
Source: the annotation of a GenBank genome assembly
AUGGGCAACGCAAGUAGUGCGAUGCUGGAGAACAUCGUACAAGGCUCAAAUUGCACGAUACGGAAGAGAUUCGUCAAGUUGGACAAGGAUAAUUCCGGUACUAUAGAGCGCGAUGAAUUUCUUAGUCUUCCUCAGAUUUCCUCGAACCCACUUGCGACCAGGUUGAUCGCCAUUUUCGACGAGGACGGAGGUGGCGACGUUGACUUUAAGGAGUUUGUAUCGGGCUUGAGUGCCUUUUCCAGUAAGGGGAAUAAAGAACAAAAGCUUCGAUUCGCAUUUAAAGUAUAUGAUAUGGAUCGUGAUGGCUAUAUUGGAAACGGCGAACUCUUUAUUGUGCUUAAAAUGAUGGUGGGAAGUAAUCUCAAAGAUCAACAGCUACAGCAAAUUGUGGACAAAACAAUGAUGGAAGCAGACUUGGAUCGCGACGGAAAGAUAAGCUUCGAAGAGUUCACAAAGAUGGUGGAGAACACUGACGUCAGUAUGAGCAUGACCUUAGGUAUGUGCGCUGUGACACACCCAGCGAAGCACCUUCCUAUAGGUCCACAGCUAAAAUUUACAGAUCAAUUCUAG